Messenger RNA from Danio aesculapii, 3915 nucleotides. It is a transcript of the gene mis18bp1, whose product is annotated as MIS18 binding protein 1. The transcript is spliced from 18 exons. The record is from RefSeq and is a predicted model, not a curated record. The coding region runs from base 117 to 3467 and encodes 1116 amino acids. NCBI's taxonomy places the organism in Eukaryota, Metazoa, Chordata, Actinopteri, Cypriniformes, Danionidae.
AGCCGCCCAUUAUCCGGGAAAAUUCAAACGAGUUUUUAUGGUUUUUGUUUAACGCAAGGAUGACAGAGGGACUAUAAACGGUUAGGCAGACUUUUCUCUUACACAAAAACAUCAUCAUGUAUCAUCCACUACAGGACUAUUUCAUAGCACCUGGAGUCCCUAAGUCUACUGACAUGAUCACACCAGUCAAAACUAAACCUAAAAUAGCCAGCACUCGGGCACCUGGGUCAGGGAGAAAGCUUUCAAACAGAGACGUGUUGGUGAUGAACUCCACAGCUCAGAGUGCUGAAGAAAACAGCCCAAAUAUCCCCUGUGAGCUCAGCAGCAUCAAUGCCACGGCGGAUGUUGUGCCUCAAGACAAAGCUGACCUGAUGCUGAAGAAGGGCACUGAGACUCCAGCAAAGAUUUUUGCAAGAAUGAAAGCAAAAGUUCAGAGACAAAAUUCUGCCGGGAACGAGGCAGCUUCUAUUCAUGUAAAUAAUCUGGAGAUUUGUAGUGGUGACCAGAUGUCACAAAAGACUAACGUCAGCCAGGAGACAUAUGUGAUCGCCGUCUCACCUCCACAGUCGUCACAGCCUGAAGAAAUAGACUCAUCACAAGAAAGAAGUUCUGAAAGACAAAUCAAAGUUUUUAAUGCUGAGUCGGAGUCAUUUAUUGCACCAUUUGUUUUACUGGAGAAGAUUCCCAGGGUUAUGGAAGCAAAACGAAAACAAAUGCCAGAGAGUCCUUGUAGGAGAAACAAACAGCCCAUUGUGCUGCUAGAGAAAGUGGUUCCAGUUGAGAUGUUGGCCCAGCUUCAGCAGAAACCCGUAAGAUUUGUCAGUGGAUUGAAGGACAUCAGAAAUAAAGGUGCUUGUGUAGUCUUUGGCGAGAGGAGCAUUUCUGAAGAAAAAGACUACGAGAAAGACCUCCAAAUAGAGCAGUCCAGUAGUCCUGAGUCUGAUCCAUUUAGUCGGUCUGAGUCUCAGUCGGAUUGCACCGAAAUUGUCCCUGGACCCACUCAUAAUCUGCUGGAUGAUCCUCUUCUGCUGCUUUCUCCCCGUGUCCUGAUCCCACGAAAGCAAGCAUCUGUGCUUCAGUCAAAACGACAAGCCAGACAAGUGGAUGGAGCUGUAGAUGAAGCAACCAAUGUGACAGGGAUUCAUUUAAGAGACUGGGUUGUGAAACUGCUCAACAAAGAGCUUGUGGUGGAUGGUAUUCGGAUAGACACUAUGAUACCUUGGCACAGCAGUUUUAUCGUUGAAAGAAUCUCGAGUAAUGUCCUCAAGACAUCAUCUGGCGGAACCUACGUUCUUAUUGGGAAAAUGGCCAAACAUCCCAAUUCAUUGUUUCCGUCGUGGUUUUUAAAGAAGUUUCUUUUUGGGUUUCCAAAAAUGUGGAAGGAGUACCUGGAUCAGUUUUUGAGUGCUUAUACAGGAUCACAAAAAAGUCAAAAGGACAACAGCAGUUCUGUGAAACCUCCCAAAGCCAGAAAAAACUCAACAUCCAAACAUCCUAAGGUUCAAGACAUUACAACAUCUCCUGUUACUCCCACUGAUGGUGUUCAGCAGGACAGUGCCAAAGUGUCCCGCAGUGGCAGGAUCAUCAAACCACCACUGGAAUACUGGAAAGGAGGGAGGAUUGUUAUGGACUCUGAGAUGAACGUUACUGUCCAUGAAGACUAUUCCACCUCAGUACCAUCCACGCCAAAGAAGCCAUCAUCACAGAUCUCAGAGGAAAAAUCAUUCAGACCCGAAACUAUGGAAAGAGAGAGAUGCAUCACAUCUAGCAGUGAAGAUGAAUUAUCAGUGCCAAUGAGGAGAAUCAAACAGCUUUCCAAACCCCAAGAGAAGAUCCCCAGCAAUCCACUUCCGGCUGAGAACACAACACGGAAUAAACCUCCAAGAUCUCAGAAAGGACCCCUAGUAGUGACCACCAUGUCUGAUUCAAUUCAUGCAGCUAAACAAAAAGCUAGUAGACCUCAAAGAGCCUCUCUGAGAAAACAGUGUUCAGCAGAAAAGGAUACCUUUCUGAGUUCAGGGACAGAAAUGAAGGAAAAGACAAAAGUUGAUGCAGUAAAUGCUAAUUUCAUGCCUGGAGAUAGAGGAACAACAUAUGAUGAACAGGAGACAGGCUUAGAGGAAAAUCCAAAAACAAAGUGUAACAGCAAGUCCUCCCAAAAACAAAUUCAAGUUGAACCACAGCCCAUGCCACACGACUGCAGUUCCUUACGCCGAAGCUCUCGCAUAAGCUCCAGAAUCAUAUACUCUACAGACUCAAACAGCUCAUUCACUUCUCCAGACCUUCCAGGAAGGCAAAGAGGAAAAAGAAUCACAGCCCAGAAACAGCUAACAAAAUCUCUAAAGACCUCUGUACUGCAACACUCUAAUGGGCAUAAGGAACAAAUUGAACAAAAAUCACUGAGAGGUUCACGUAGACAAAAAGCGAUCUCACAAAAAAAUCCAGAUGAUGUUUUGGUGGAUGCUUCUACUUCUUUUCCCACAGAUGACGAUGAUGAAGAGCGAGUACAACAUGAAAAAAAUACCACACUAUUGUUGAGAAAGGCAAAACAAAGGAAAGGUAAAUCCCAACCUAAAAGUAAUGGACCCCCAUUUUCCUUGGAGAACAUGCAUUCUGAGCACUCGGAGGAUGAGGAAAGAGUUUCAAAUAAUAGAGCAAAGAAAUCUGAAAAAGUAAAAGUGAACAGUAGAAGCAAAAAACCACAAGCAAAAAACAACACGGUUAAUGAACAAGAUGAUGGAAAAUGGACUGAAGAAGAGCUGCAAAAACUACAUGAGAGUGUUAACUCAUUACCCAAACACCAGAGCGGUUACUGGGCACACGUCGCAUAUGUUGUUGGCACCCGGUCGGCUGAAGAGUGUCAUGAACGGUAUAAUGCCCAUCAGAGGAAGAACAAAAUCCCCAGACAAAGAGUAUCAAAGAAACCAGCAGCAACUGAGGAGCCGGGCAAGGAAGUAGUUGAAAUCACCGCUAAAGCUGGAACACUUAAAAGGAGACAUCAGAUGAGACAUUUCUUAGACCACAUGCCCAAAGAUGACCAUGAUGACGUGUUUAACAGCUCGCCAAUGCACAAUAAACAAAUCAAGUUGCCUGUAUUCGCUGCAAAUGGGGACGAUGAGGAUUUCAGCCAACUUCAGAACCCUCAGACCCCCAGUUCUAGCAUGUCUACUUCUGCUAAAACCCCUCAGUGUUUGCACAUCAGCCCAGGAAUGUUGGGGUCCAUCAAUAAGAAUAACUUGGAUAAGUACAUUUUCCAUCUUCAGAAGAACCAAAAAGGAAGGAAACGGAACAAAAAGUCUGCACAAAUGGAGAAGCUUACACCAACUCCAGCUGUCAGGAAGACCCUAAAAAGAUGUGUUGCUCAAGAUGAUGACUUUGUGGUGUGGAAUAUGCUCUCAGAUAAGGAUAUGCCAUCCAGAGAUGAUGACAGUGACGAGGAAGAUGAUUAUUUUAUGGAAUAUUGCUGAGCUGCACUGUUUGGAAUUAGUAAAAAGUAUCUUAAAGAGUUAGUGUCAGUGCCGGCAAUCACAUUAUUUUACAACAUUUUAGCUUCUACUUAGCAUCCAGUUGAUUUUAAUUGUGUUUUUUUUUUUUUUUGUCAAACACAGAGGCUUAUAAAAUGUUUGCUCUCCAUGACUUCUAAAAUAUCACACCAUUUUUUAAUGGCCAUCAUUUUGGUUAGUUCAUCUGCAAUGCAGAGUUUAUCAGUGGAUCGUAUUAUUUUAAUUUAGAGUUUAUAAUCUGCUGAUGUUGCUUCAAGUUGUAAUGAAAUAAGACUCAUAAAACAACGUUCAAAAGAAACGAGUUCUAAUUAUUCCUCGCUGUGUAAGAAACAAGUUGCUUUAACAGAAAAUGUAAAUGUGCCAUUUUUAAUUCUUUUAUUUGAUUUAUAUUGUAAAUACAUAUAUAAGCAAA